AUGGAGAGAGGAAUCAAGGACCCAGAAGCUUCCACAGACACCCACCCAUCUCUCAUCGACACAGCCUCUCCCGCAGUAACAGGUUGUGCGGUUUCGGCCGAGAAAGGAUUCACGGUGGAUCCUUUUUUGGUUGAGGCUCUUCAGAACUCUCGGCAACGUCUCACGAUUUUGCGGAUGGAAUUUGAUAUUCAGAGGUUCUUGCAGAACCCUGAUCAGCAGCAGUUCGAGUUCCAGCAUUUCCCAACAUCGUACCUCCGUCUUGCCGCACAUCGUGUUGCUAACCACUAUGGACUAAUCACAUCGGUUCAAGAUAACGGUGCGGAUGGUAACGGGAGCAGAAUUCUCGUGACGAAAUCAUCUGAGAGCAGAGUUCCUGCCCUUCGACUAUCUGAAAUCCCUGCUAAACAAUCGGAAACUGGCAAGUUCGAGCACAUGAAAGUUGCUAUAAAGCCUCGACCUUGUAAAGGAACUGGAGCCGGUGAGCUUGAAAAGAAAGGUGGUCCUCUGAGAAGUGUCGAAGAGAGGAAAGAAGACUACGACAGGGCACGAGCACGCAUAUUCAACGGUAUUGAGAGCCUUAGUUGUAAUGAUUUUCCAUCUGAAACGAAUCCUUGGAGGACGAAUUGUGGUCCUAGCGGAGAUGAAAACCAAGUCUUGAAGAAUGGUGAAGUGGAGACAGACAAGAACCAUCUCCUCAGGGAGACCAUUCCAGCAUCUCGUGUUGCAAUUCUCAGAGACAGAGAGAAAGAUCGGUAUGACCCUGACUAUGACCGCAGCUAUGAAAGGUACAACAGGAACCUCCCAGUGGAUCAAAAUGUCUUCAUGGCACAUUUCAACAUUCAGAAAAUGGGGAGUCCGUUCUAUGAUAUGGGAUUUAGUGGAUAUAGUCAAAACCCAGGUGCACCCGCUUCUCUGAACUUGGGACCACCACCACCACACAGUGUUAUGAACCACUACAUCACCACGGGUUUAAACCAUCCUUCAAGGGACGCUGCAAUGUAUAUGCAAUGGCCAAAUGCAGCAGCUGUGAUGUAUACUCAUUCGUAUGACCACUUCAGAAAUGCACCUUUUCAGGCGCAGUUCUGUCCGCAACCCCUUAGCUUGGACUACAUGCAGAAGCGGUAA
Messenger RNA from Thlaspi arvense, 1125 nucleotides. NCBI's taxonomy places the organism in Eukaryota, Viridiplantae, Streptophyta, Magnoliopsida, Brassicales, Brassicaceae. The record is from the annotation of a GenBank genome assembly.